AUGCAUAUGGAACAGAAUUAUGGCGUUUACAGCCUUCUCCUUCUCUGCUUCUCUUACUGCUGCUGCAUGGGCAGCAACUACGCUGAUAUGGAAAUCCUCCUAUCCUUCAAAUCCCAAUUCAUAACCUUGGAUCCCCAGAAUGUACUUGCGGUCUGGAACAACAGCUUCCCUGUUUGCAGCUGGCCUCACAUUUCCUGCACCGCCGACGGAAACCAUGUCCGUGAGGUCGUCCUCCAAGGCUUCGGCCUCUCUGGGAUCAUUCCCCCACACCUAUCUAACCUCUCUUUCCUCGAAACUCUUGACCUCUCUGAUAACUUGUUAUAUGGCCCAAUCCCUUCGCAUCUUGGCCGUCUCACUCUCCUCCAGAACCUCUUCCUCUACAAUAACUCCCUUGAUGGUACUAUUCCUAGCAAUCUCUCUAAUUGCUUAAACCUCCUACAAAUGCAUCUCACGUAUAACCAACUGUCUGGAAACAUACCUUCCUCGCUUAGCUUUCUCACACAACUCAAGUUCUUGAUGUUUCCGUCAACAAUCUUUCUGGCUCGAUUCCCCCUUCCAUUGGAAAUCUCACCUCUCUCAUCUAUCUCUACCUUGCAAGAAAUGGACUUUCCGGUGAUACUCUGGAAGAACUUGGCCGUCUCCAGAAUCUCAUCCAUCUGCAGAUCUCCCAGAAUCAACUCAGUGGUGUGA
Magnolia sinica is the source of this 690-nucleotide messenger RNA. RefSeq names its product LRR receptor-like serine/threonine-protein kinase EFR. The record is from RefSeq and is a predicted model, not a curated record. Gene Ontology annotation, molecular function: protein binding. Lineage: Eukaryota; Viridiplantae; Streptophyta; Magnoliopsida; Magnoliales; Magnoliaceae. The coding region runs from base 1 to 690 and encodes 229 amino acids. The transcript has a single exon.